GUUGACGGCUGCAUUGUGAUGUGUUUGGUUUGACCACUCAAGUCAGCAGAUGGGUAUACACACUGUGGCAGAGAGCCAGAGAUGAAUAGUAAAAUAAUGAUUAAAUGCAGUGUGGUUGUAUAAACACAUAGUAAGUGAUAAAAGGUGGGUGAAGAAGAAACACCCAGUGUAUCAUGUGAAGCCCCCAAGGGCUAAAGUAACCUGAGCCAAUACUAAGUAUAUGCUUUAUCAAUAAAGAACGUUUUAAGCCUAAUCUUGAAGGCAGAGAGAGUGUCUGUAUCCCAAAUCCAAACUAGAAGCUGGUUCCUGAAGGCUCUGUCUCUCGGUCUACUUUUAAAUAUCCUUGGAAGUAAGCCUGCAGUCUGAAAGUCAAGCGCUGUAUUGGAGUGAUACCGUGCUAUGAAGUCUUUAAGAUAAGAUGGGGCCUGAUUAUUCAAGGCCUUGAAUGUGAGGAGCAGAAUUUUAAAUGCGAUUCUGGACUCUUUCUAGUCCCAGUCAAUACUCUUUGCUGUAGCAUGUUGGACCAACUCAAGGCUUUUCAGGGAGUUUUUAGGCCAAGUAUAACUGUCACAACCUAAAACCAAAAUCUUGUUGUUGUUUAGAAUCAUUUUUUCUAUAGCCAGAGAUUUCACACAAGUUUAUCACACAAGUCUAACAGAAACAAGCACUGGUGCCUUUGAUAUUUUAUCUGCUUUUGAUCAUUCAGUGGAGGAAGGUUCAUAAAGUGUGUUUUGGGUAAACCAUCCAUCCAUCCAUCCAUCCAUCCAUCCAUCCAUCCAUCUUCUUCCGCUUAUCUGGGGCUUGGUCGUGGGCGCAGCAGCCUAAGCAGAGAAGCAGAGAAGACCUCCCUCUCCCCAGCCACCUCAUCCAGCUUGUCCAGGGAAACAGCAAGGCGUUCCCAGGCCAGCCAAGAGAUAUAAUCUCUCCGACGUCUCCUGGGUCAGCCCUGGGGCCUCCCUCUGGUGGCCACCCAGGAGGUGCCCAGAAGGUAUCCUUGUGAGAUGCCCGAACCACCUCAACUGCUCCUUUCAUUCUACUCUGAGCCCCUCCCGGAUGGCUUACAAGGCUCAUGUGCCCAUGUGGAAUAGGUGGCUGACCAAAACAAGCCAUAACAUAUGAAAGAUCUAUCCUUACUAUCCAUCAGAGCGUGAGUGCGUCUGUUAUAAAGCACUUGGGCAUAGAAGUCUUGUAUGAAUGUGCGUGGAACAAAUCCCUCAUUUGAGCACUCAAAGGAAGUUCUUUGAGUGACCAAAAGAAUAACCAAAGUGCUAUAUAAGCACAAGUCCAGUUAGACCUUUUGUCUUGUGCAUGAAUGUGAUCCUCUUAGAAUUUAAAAGAUCAGCAAUUUUGUGUCAGUGGCUAACCUCUUGAUGAGAUGACUUUGUGACAUAAAGUUAAAGAAUGUGGAAAUGGAAACAAAACCACUACUACCCUUUGCUAAAGAGACGUACAUCAGGCUGAUCAGAGGCAAGCAGUUUACUGUAGCUACUGCAAGCUCUUCAAGCCACAAACUGUCAUGCAAAUCAAAAUGCUUCCUCUGAAUGUUGACCCUUAAUUUAUGCCAAGUAAUACUUCUCUUUUCCCCCCAGUUGAUGCAUUUACAGUCUCUGUCCACAUGAGGGCAGACAUCUUCCGCUCCAGUUAAAGAGCUUUUCUCAAAAUGAAACCAGUUCAACUACUACCUAUUUACUGUAAAUGUUAGAAAAGGGAAUUAUCCUUUUAUGCUGCUUAUUCUGUGGUGUUGUCAACACCAGAUAGCCGACCACACAGUGGGGACAUAGCCAUGCUUUUCCUGAAAAAAAAAAAGAAAAGCAAAUUGACUCAGUUCGUCUUAUUUUGUCUUAUAUAGCACAUCUUGGCCUCUUUUGGCUGCAUUCAAAUACAGGCAAAUGGAGGUUUUGGGACACGAAUUGGUUUCGUUUUACAUGUUGGCCUUGUAUUUGAAUUGCAGGUGCUCUCCUGUGUCUGUUUGUUUAGGGAAAUCACUGCAGCACUCACCCACCUGUUCACUCCUCUUUAAGCGUUCAACAGACUUCAACUGACAAAAUCCAGGCACAUGGUGAUGUCUACUGGAAUUCUUCAUCUCAAGGUCAAGAGGUCACCAACAGCUGUGCUUACACACUCUGACUGUGACUGGGCCAUGAAGGAUUGCGAAAUCGUUGAGAAAGAAAAUGAGUUUCGGGGUGAGCUGGUGAACCAGCGGUGGACACGAGGCGAGAGGACCAGCAGCCGCUGUCAGGCCUCCCAGAGACUGCAGAGCCGUCGACCAAUCAUGAUGAGCGUAGAGGGUGACGAUAAGCGAACUCGCACUCGGUCCAAGGGAAUCAGAGUUCCUAUUGAGCUUGUAGGACAAGAGCUGAGCUGCCCCACCCCUGGAUGCAAUGGCUCAGGCCAUAUCAGUGGGAGAUACUCACGACACAGAAGCAUUCUGGGUUGCCCAAUAGCAAGAAAGCGCCGUCUAGACGAAGCAGAGGCAGAGCAGGAACAAGAACAGGAAACAGAACGGCCUGCCUCCAAGAGGAAGUCCCACCCCCUGAAACUAGCCCUAGAUGAAGGUUUCAGUGCAGAGAGUGACGCAAGCAGUGAGGCUGAGGGCGAUGGAGAGAAAACAGAAGGAGCCAAGGUAGAAGAGGAAGUGGAGGAGACAGACACAGGUGUGGAGGAGGAGAGAGAGGAAAUGACAGAACUCACACAGGACGGACAGACAAACGGUCGGGAGGAGAACACACAACAGAAAGAGGAGGAAGAGACGUAUAAGAAGGAGGAGAACUUUGCAGCUGAUGAAGAGGAGGAGUGUGUGAUCAUCGAGCCUGAGCUCAGAGCAGCGGUACCUGCAGCUGAGGAGUGUCACUCUCCCUCACAGAGCACCGAGGAGGUGGCCAACUCUCUCCUCCACCUGGGCUGUGUCAACAACAACAAUGCUCCAACUGGGGCCAUUCAGCAGACUGUUGCUAUGGAGACCAAGAAGGAUGUCACAUUGGCCAUUACACAGGGUGAAGAAGUAAAGGAAGAGCAGGAGAAGGACACGAACGAGGGAGAAGAGGAAGAUGAGGAGGUGGCACAUGGAGUUCAAGCACUGAAGGAGUCAUUUGCUCUGCAGCAGGAGGCAGCUGAUGUGGAGGAUGAGCAAGGGGAGCACGAAGAUAUGAGCAACCACAUGAGCCCACAGCAUCUGACUAAAAGGGACCAGUGUGAACAGUUCAUAGGUAAAGACAAUGAAAAAGAAAAGAUAGUAGUGCCAAUGCAGCAGAGGCAGGGCACUUCAGCAGAUGAGGAGGAGCACAGGGAUGUUUUGCCCAUUUCUGAUGUGCCAACUGCCAUCCGCAUCAUCACCAGCACCGCAGCAGCUCAGGGAACACACAAGGCUGAAGACCACAGGGCCAGUCCUCUGGAGGACUACAACUCAUGCGGGGCAAGUCCCUUUGAGAACAGAGCCAGUCCACAAGACAGCUCUCUUAAAGCUAGCUCAAUUCAGAACUAUAAGGCCAGCCCUCCUUUAAGCUACAGCUCCCACAGGGCCAGUCCACUGGAGGACUACUUUCCCAUUCCCAGAGGGGAGAACUACAAAAUCCACAAAGCUUCAUCCUCAGCCUCUCCUGACAUUAUCGAGGUACGAUCCGAUAAGUCGGAGGACAAAGACUUUGACGAUGUGGAUGGAGAUGACGAGCACGAUGAUGAAGACAGCCUGUCACAGCGCUCGGCAGUGACGGACGAGUCAGAGAUGUUCGACAUGACCCGAGGGAACCUGGGCCUGCUAGAGCAAGCCAUUGCCCUGAAGGCAGAGCAGGUGAAGCCAGCAGGACCCAGAGAGCUGCUCCGCACACCAGAUAUCCACCACCAGCGGUACUUCACCAUGGAGGACAGGCCCAAGCACCUGGACGUCAUCCGCAAGAGCUAUUUCAGCAAAGAGAGCAGCAGGCCAGAGAAGAGGGAGAACAAGUGUCCCACACCGGGAUGUGAUGGCACUGGUCACGUGACCGGUCUUUACCCCCACCACCGCAGCCUGUCAGGCUGUCCGCACAAGGACAGGAUCCCCCCAGAGAUUCUGGCCAUGCAUGAAAACGUGCUGAAGUGUCCGACUCCUGGCUGCACAGGUCAGGGCCAUGUCAACAGCAACCGCAACACACACCGCAGUCUUUCUGGUUGUCCCAUCGCUGCUGCAGAGAAGCUAUCUAAGAGCCACGAUAAGCAGCAUCUCUCUCAGUCAGGGAGCGAGCACCUCAAAGGAAGUCCCAAUGACAGAGUGCUGAGCCCCACCCUGACGUCCUCUCCCUCUCCCCCCUGCAGACCCAUGUGUUUUGUGAAGCAGCUAGAGGUGCCCCAGUAUGGGAGCUACAGGCCCAACAUGGCACCUUCCACACCUCGCGCCAACUUGGCCAAGGAGCUGGAGAAGUACUCCAAGGUGUCCUUCGAUUAUGCAAGCUUCGAUGCUCAAGUGUUCGGGAAGCGCACGCUUGCUCCAAAGAUGCCCACCAGCGAAACCUCACCUAAAGCCUUCAAAACUAAGCCGUCAUUCCCCAAGUCAUCAUCACCUAGUCUCAGCCUCCACGGUUAUGGGAAAAGCUCCUCAUUGGCCUACGACUACGCCCAUGAUGCCGAAGCUGCUCACAUGGCUGCCACUGCCAUCCUUAACCUGUCUACUCGCUGCUGGGAGAAACCUGAGAACCUUAGCACCAAACCCCAAAACAAGGAAAUGGACAUUGAAGUGGAUGAGAACGGCACCCUGGACCUGAGCAUGAAAAAACCCAUUAAACGAGAGGGAAGUCUGUCUGGGACGAGCCCCGGCGUUCGGUCUCCAGACCCUUCCUCCUCCUCUUCCUCACUGCAUCAUGGUGGAAACAGCGGGAUGACAUCACCAAGCAUACACACCUACAAGCAGGAGGACUGGGAGGGACCUCUGGAUUACACCAAACCUAACCGUCAAAGAGAGGAGGAAAUGGACGAGCUGGAGCAUACCGGCCAGUCGUACGUCUCAUCCGAACCAGAGGACUGUGACAUGAUGCAGGAUUGCCUAGAGGAGAGGAAAUACCCAGGAGAGGUCACAACCCCAAGCUUCAAGGUCAAAUUUCAGCCCAAAGAUAGCAAGAAGGAGUUGCUCUCGUGUCCAACACCUGGCUGUGAUGGCAGCGGCCACAUCACUGGGAACUAUGCGUCCCAUCGCAGUCUGUCUGGGUGUCCUCUCGCUGAUAAGAGCCUUCGGUCCCUCAUGGCGGCCCACACCCCUGAACUCAAAUGCCCCACUCCCGGAUGUGACGGCUCAGGUCACAUCACAGGAAACUAUGCCUCACACAGAAGUCUCUCUGGGUGCCCGCGUGCCAAGAAAAGUGGAAUUAAAACUCCUGCCAAGGACAACCAGGAGGACUCCGAGCUUUUAAAAUGUCCGGUGCCGGGCUGUGACAGCCUGGGCCACAUUAGUGGAAAGUACGCCACACAUCGUAGCGCUUACGGGUGCCCGCUGGCGGCCCGUAGACAAAAGGAGGGUCUUCUGAAUGGCACGCCAUUCAACUGGAAGGCCUUCAAGACAGAGGGUCCAACCUGCCCCACCCCAGGUUGUGAUGGCUCUGGACAUGCUAACGGAAGUUUCCUCACACACCGCAGCCUCUCAGGAUGCCCCAGAGCUUUGUAUGCUAAGAAGAAGGCCAAGUUCCCUACAGAAGACUAUCUGAGCACUAAGUUCAGAGCCAGUGAUGUUUUGGACAAUGAUGAGGACAUCAAGCAGCUCAACAAAGAGAUUAAUGACCUUAAUGAAUCCAACAAUGAAAUGGAGGCUGACAUGGUCAACCUGCAGACUCAGAUCUCCUCUAUGGAGAAGAACCUGAAAAGCAUUGAGCACGAGAAUAAGAUGAUUGAGGAGCAGAAUGAGGCUCUGUUCAUGGAGCUGUCUGGUCUGAGCCGAGCCCUCAUCCGCAGCCUGGCUAAUAUCCGUCUGCCGCACAUGCAGGAGCCAAUCACAGAGCAGAACUUUGACAGAUACAUCAGCACCCUGACUGACAUGUACACCAACAAGGACUGCUUCCAGAGCCCCGAGAACAAGGCUCUGCUGGAGAGCAUCAACAAAGCUGUGAAGGGCAUCAAGGUUUGAGGCUCCACACAUACAAAUGGAGAACGCAAACUGUCCCAAAGUGCGGAGAACACGGUGGAGGUGGAGUCAGGAAGGAGAGAGGUUGAAAAGCUCUAUGAUAUAUCGAAAUAUGAUUCAAAAACAAAAAAAGGGAAUUCAGGUUAUUUAAGUAAAUGGCAACUUAAAAAAAUCAACCCAGGGAGCACUCUGUUGAAGAAAAGUGACGCGGACCAAAAUCCACAUCAUGCUGCUGCUGGGAUUCAAAGGAGGAACCAGAAGAAGAUCCAUGUUACUAGAAGCUGUAUCUGGGGGUUUAAAUAUACUGUAUGUUUACCUGUUGUCUCUUUUGUGUCCUUAACUGUUUUUCGGAGAGGGUUUCGCAACUGGUCAGUCAGUUUUUUAGCAUUUCUCCUCGGCCGGAACACUGAGACAGGCGAGGCUCGAGUAUUGCUCGCCAGAGCCCGGAGACAGGAAGAGGAACACUAACUGGAGCAGAAGACUCCCAACGCCACUGUCUCCUGUAGCAUUCUCAAUGGCAAGCAUCUGCGGCUCUGAAAAUCUCUCUGAUCCACAACCAUACUCGCACCACACCCCCCGGCAUGCACCAAACUGAAUGUGCGUUUGCUUGGUGGUAUUACUGCAGCAAUCAUCAGUGG
Molecule: messenger RNA, 6717 nt
Organism: Haplochromis burtoni (Burton's mouthbrooder)
Lineage: Eukaryota; Metazoa; Chordata; Actinopteri; Cichliformes; Cichlidae
Gene: myt1b
Product: myelin transcription factor 1b
Exons: 24
Coding region: 2057-6082 (1341 amino acids)
Biological process (GO): regulation of transcription by RNA polymerase II
Cellular component (GO): nucleus
Molecular function (GO): zinc ion binding; DNA-binding transcription factor activity, RNA polymerase II-specific; RNA polymerase II cis-regulatory region sequence-specific DNA binding
Source: RefSeq, a predicted model, not a curated record